Molecule: messenger RNA, 884 nt
Organism: Salmo salar (Atlantic salmon)
Lineage: Eukaryota; Metazoa; Chordata; Actinopteri; Salmoniformes; Salmonidae
Source: RefSeq, a predicted model, not a curated record
AUCUCAGACCUCUGCUCCUCACACUAUGGAAACUUCUCACCAACCAGCCCUUCCAUAUGACUAUGCCCAGGCCAAAAUGCCUAUCCAGAUUACUACCCAAACUCAGCCUAUUCCUCCUGCCACUAACAGUCCUCAAACCCCCACUCCAACCCCAGAAUCUACAACUCCUGAAAUCCCACCUUUUCCCUUUGACCCUUACUACUACUACUACUACUACUACUACUACCAUCCUGGAAUGUCCAUCUACAACCAGGACCAAAGCUAUGAUCCCAGUACACACGCCGAAAAGACAUCAGGGGCUCAAGCUCCCCUAGAUUCUGACCAUUAUAGAAGAGGAAGCUUUGCCCGCACUCCUGUGGCGAGUCCAACCCAUGCACCCCAUCCUACCACCAAACCCAUUCAUAACCCCUCACACCAUCACAUCAUUCAUCCACAAACUUCAACCAUUCCUUCCCAUCAUCGUCCCAACCCAGGGCCCCCUGGAGAUCUGCCAGACACAGUGAUGAAAGCUGCCGUGGUGACUCCCAGGCCCCUCCCCCACCACCAGCCCAACCCCGUCACACCCGGAGGCUCACAAUCACCACCUUCCAGUCUUUACCCACAGGAAGUCCCUCCCACCUGGAGGACCAGGAGAUCUACUUCAUGUGCUCCACGGAGUUGUGCUCCCCAGCAGAUGGGGACUGUAUUGAGGGCUGCUUUAGCGGUGAGUUGAAUUAACACUCCUAUAAUGGUUUGGACAAUCGUGAGCAUAAAAUGUACUUGUUUCUUACAGUAUUCAAUGUGACACUAAUGUAUUUGCAAUCUUUGUUACAUUAACUGUUAUUCAUUUGUAGGACCAAAGCUGGACAACUGAAGAAAUUAAUAAAUUCACAAUUGGUCAAUGA